ACCACCGUCUGAUUAGUUAUUUUUAACAAUGAAAGUGAUGUAAUGAUCUAAAUAUUUUUGGACAUGUUAAUUAAUGAUCAAUCAUCACUGAUCAUGAACUUUUCCAUUCAUAAUAAGAUAAUUGUAGACAUACUAUUUUAGAUUCAAUUUUUAAUGCUAAUAUUUUCCCUCAUUAAAAAACGAAAAUGUCCUUGAUUCUAUUAUUUAUGUGAAUGUAUUUUAUAAUCAUAUACAGAGUGUGACCCUUACGAAUGCUAAAGAGUUCAAUUUUGCAACGUCGUACAUAAAACUUGGGAAGCUUUUUUGUAUUGUUUUGGUUUGUGUUAAUCAUGGAAUAUUGUGGACUUAUGUUAGGAUAUGAUUAACAUGAAAAUAAACCGAUUGGAUAGCUUGCAAUAAGUAACUUCAAUAAAUUUACAUGUACUAAAUAAUUGGAUUGACGAAUAGUUGUCAUUAAUGAUUCCAUUAGAGAAGAUUCUAUCAUUACAAAUCUUCUUGAAUUUUUUCGGGUAUGGAUCAAGAUUAUGGUAAACAAAUGUUUAAGCUGCGUGGAGCGUCGAUCAAGCAACGGUUAUAGACCGUCCGAUGCAACACUUUUGACAAAAUCAAACCAACAAAUGGUUUUUAGAAUAUUGUAUUUUUUUGAUAUUAAUUAUACCAAUAAAAAUAGCAUUACAAGCCGGCAAGUAGGUCCCACAAUAAUCUUUCCUAUGUGUUUGGCCGUCGUGUUCUUUCCUAUUUAAACUCUUAUUCACACUCCAGACUCAAUAGAUACAGUGUAAGAGAAGAUACAUAGAGAGACUUGAAUACACAAACUCUCUUCUCCGAUCCAAAGGUUAUAAGCAAAGAUGGACGUUUUUGAUGGACUUCCAGAUCCUAUCGUCGUCUAUAUCUUGGACAAAGUCGGCGACGUCAAAACCUUGCUUCGUUGCAGUUCCCUCUCUAAGCGAUUCAACUCGCUCGUCCCUCAGUCCGAGUCACUCAUCCUCCGUCUCGACCAAGUCGUUACCACCGAGUCACCACCCGAUUCUCCCGUCAGCAACUUCUUUAAAUCUGUAUGCAAACCCUUUCACGGUUUGUUUUCUCUGUUUUCUAAACCGGCUAAACCAAUCCCAACCACAAAUCUUUCUCCGGUUAUCCCUUCCAAGCUUCUCUCCCGGUUUGACCGGAUCAAGAAUCUUGACGUGGAGCUUCUCGGCGGCGAUGCAAAGCCGGAGAAAGGCGCCGGAAUUAAAUGGAAAGCAGAUUUUGGUAAAACUCUCAAAACAUGCGUCGUUGUAGCGUUUCGCUCCGCCUCCACCGUGUCUUCCUCCGACGGUGAGUCAGACGCCGAGUUCGUGACUGGUCUGAAAACGCGCGUGGAGUGGACGAUAAAGGCGUUGAUGGCCGCGUCGACACGUCAUCACCUGAUGAGCCAAGUCGUGAAGGAGCACAAGGAGAUGGAGAGCUUAGUGAUGCAUGAAAGAGGAGGAGAAGGGACGGUGGUGAUGAAAUCCGAGGGGCUGAGAGAGUUUCGAAAGACGGAGGUCGCGCGUGAUCAAGAACUCGAGGAGCGCGUGGAGAAAAAACAGAGGAGUGUGGUCCCGAGCGUGAGGAUGAGCAUGAGACACGCGCCGUCGCUUAAGCUAAAGAGUGGUAUAUGUUUAGAAUCCGCGACGCUCGUGAUUGUAAGGCCGAGCGAGGAAUAUUCCGACGUCGGGGAUGAUAAGCUGGCGACGGAGGCUUUCGCUGGGAGUUGUAUGUACGGUGAAGCGGUCGCGGCUUUGUUAAAGCGUAAUAAGAACACCUUAGAUAUGAAUUCGUUUUGAUGGGGCUUGUAAUAACGGGCCUUGUAAGAGAUUGUUUUCUUUCUUGAACGUGUGCAGUGUGCGCAUGUUUAAAUAUUAUACUGUACAAAGUUGGUUUCAACGUUCUCGACUUAUUAUCAUACCAUUUUGGUCAA
Messenger RNA from Brassica napus (rape), 1942 nucleotides. Its product is annotated as F-box protein AUF2. Bases 849 to 1808 code for a protein of 319 amino acids. The record is from RefSeq and is a predicted model, not a curated record. Gene Ontology annotation, molecular function: protein binding. The transcript has a single exon. NCBI's taxonomy places the organism in Eukaryota, Viridiplantae, Streptophyta, Magnoliopsida, Brassicales, Brassicaceae.